Messenger RNA from Caenorhabditis elegans, 2254 nucleotides. RefSeq names its product Peroxisomal ATPase PEX1 (gene prx-6). NCBI's taxonomy places the organism in Eukaryota, Metazoa, Nematoda, Chromadorea, Rhabditida, Rhabditidae. Bases 55 to 2217 code for a protein of 720 amino acids. Gene Ontology annotation, cellular component: membrane. The transcript has 7 exons. Gene Ontology annotation, molecular function: ATP hydrolysis activity; ATP binding. The record is from RefSeq and is marked reviewed.
GGGGGUAUUCUAAAUACUUUGUAAAUUGAUUUAUUCUACUUUGAGGAUUCAGUGAUGGUAUGCAGAGAAGAAUUUUUCAAAUUUUAUUUUAGAAUUUUAUUUUCUAAAAAUGAAGCUAAAAGGAUUCGAAAAUUAUUGUGGAAUGAGGAAGUUGAAUUGAAAAUUGUGGUAGAUCAGAGUGGAGCAAGCAUAAAUACCCUCUCCAUCCAUCCUGUAACAUGUUGGUCUCUAGGGAUUCUGGAUUCUCAGCUCGUCAAAACCUCCUUCACAAUUACCACUGAUCACGGAAAAUCUUCAAAUAUCGAACGAGUUAUGAAGGUUCAGACUUCCACUUCUGUAAAAAUAGGAAGCCUUAGGAUAUCCAGAUGCGAUGUUUUUAACCUCUUUGGACCGGAUUUAGUAAAAAAUGUUGCGGUUGAUAACAUCACUCCUAACUUCAAAUUUCACGAGACACCAAUUCCGAUUUCAGAAGAUGCAAAGUUAUCCUUGAUGAGACAACCGAGUGUUGCCAAGAAUAUAAGAUUGGAGAAGCAUCAUUUGAAACAAAUUUUGAAGAGUGCGAAUGUGUUCUACAAGAAUGACGUCAUCCGAAUUACAAACUACAACGCCUACACUGACAAGACAACUCACCUAUUCUAUAAAUUGGAUGUCUCCAGUUCACCUUGCAUCAUGGAUUCCUCAACAGCUGUCUAUGAAACUUCUGCCGUUUCCCAAUCACUUCCUUUCUCAAACUUUUUACUCAAAAACUCAUUGACAUCCUCCAUGAGAACCACUGUUUUCCGAAUGACUCAAAUCUACUCGGCCCAGAAAACUAUCUCGAAAAAGGCUCUAGUUCUGUUAGUAACCGGCGCUUCUGGAUCCGGCAAACGACUGAUGAGUCGAGUUUUUGCUUCUGAAACUCAUCGGAACUUUUUCGAAGUUGAUGGAUAUGAGAUGGUCUGUGAGAAUGCGUCGACGUCGGAGGCAAAGUGGACGUCGUGGUGGGAAAAAGCAAAGUUACUUCAGAACUGCGUAUUGUUCAUCAGAAAUUCAAAUGUUCUGGCUAUUGAUCAAUUUAAUGCAUUAGACCGCCGUAUCUUACAGUACAUGGAACAGAAAUUAUCUGAACCAUCCAAAAUCACAGUCAUAUUCUCGUGCAACACGGAUACGAUGUCCUCCAUGCCCGCCAACGUAAAGAACCUUGCGCUUUACACCUUUUCAGCAGAGUUUAUGGAUGAAAAUGAUCGGAAAACGUGGCUUCAAUAUUAUUUGAACGAGAAACUCGCAAAUCACGUCGCAAAGAAGACAUCUGGGUUUACGUUGGCAGAGUUGGAAAAGCUCGUGAAAAAUGGGAAGAAAGUGAAAAUCGAGGAGAAGGAAGAGAAAGUUUAUGAGGAUUUGAUUGAUAAGAGGAAUUCGAAUUUUGCAGAUGCUAUUGGAGCACCAAAGAUUCCAAAUGUACGAUGGGAAGAUGUUGGAGGUCUCGAAGAGACGAAACAGACCGUCCUGGAAAGUAUCCGCACAAAUUUAUUUGGCUCAAGAGCUCUUAAAAGAUCUGGAAUUAUACUUUAUGGCUCCCCUGGUUGCGGAAAAACUCUCAUUGCUAAGGCAGUGGCAACGGAGUUUAAAAUUGCAUUCUUAUCAGUUAAAGGUCCAGAACUUCUCAAUAAAUACGUGGGACAAAGUGAAGAGAACCUGCGGAAAGUCUUCGAAAGAGCUAAACAAGCUUCUCCGUGCGUAAUUUUCUUUGACGAAAUCGACAGUUUGGCUCCGAAUCGCGGAAGGAAUGGAGAUUCUGGAGGGGUCAUUGACAGAAUUGUAUCUCAACUGCUCGCGGAGCUAGACAAACUUCAUAACUCCCCACUAACUAAAGUUUUUGUAAUGGGAGCUACGAAUCGUCCAGAUUUGCUGGAUAAUUCUCUAAUGACUCCUGGAAGAUUUGAUAAGCUGGUUGAGGUGAAGCCUGGUGAAGAUGUAGAGUCGAAGACUAAGAUUUUGGAAGCAGUCUCAAGAAAAAUGAGAUUCGAAGAGGAUGUUGAUUUGAGAGAAAUUGCAAGUAAAGUUGACGAAAAAAUGUCCGGUGCACAACUAUUCUCCAUAAUUUCUAACGCUGGAAUGGCUGCAAUUGUGGAAACGAUUCAAAGUAUUGAGGACGGGAAGACUGAAAAUCAAUCAAUACGGGUUGCUCAGAGACAUCUUUUGGAAAGUGUGAAGAGGUUUCAUGAAACUAAAUAUUAGUUUUUGAAAAUCUGAGAAAUAAAUUGUGGUUUAUAGG